Molecule: messenger RNA, 1486 nt
Organism: Sphaeroforma arctica JP610
Lineage: Eukaryota; Ichthyosporea; Ichthyophonida
Exons: 10
Coding region: 117-1328 (403 amino acids)
Source: RefSeq, a predicted model, not a curated record
GGUAGAUUUCCCCGUUUUCAAUACAUCCAAAUAGUACUACUAAUCAUCCAUCCUGUCUGUCGGAUUGUAGGAAAACGCACAUGUCGAGAUAGAAGCUAAGUCGAAAGCAAUCCACUAUGGAGAAACGAGACACCCCGAAAGGAUGGAAACGGUACGUAAAGCGCCGCCCAAGCUGGAGGGAUAACAAGCCAAAAGCAGUCAACGGAACUCCAAACACCUCCACCAGCGCGUUAGAGAUAGAGGACUGCCAUCUAUCAAUAGACGGCGAUGAUAGUAGUAACCCCCGGGAGGAUGGACUAAAAUGUGAGGAUGCGCCAAGAUCGCCCAUUCUCAAUGCACAGACUGAAAGAGUGAAACGCAAUGCAUCCAUAACGUCGCGGGGUGUAUCUGAUAUAGGCAUCAGCAUCACUACUUCUGAGGAGAAGGACUCUCAGCUGUCUGUUUCAGAUCAGGGACAUACUAUGUCCGACAACAUACACGAGUCUGAUGGCGAGAGGAGGAGUUGCAAAAAGAAGCAGCUUAGUACAAUUAGCAAAGACAGUAAGAGGCGGAGUGCAAAGCCCCACCCGCACCAAACUAUGUGUCUGACAGAAGGCCCACCCGAUAAGAAUUUGGCUGGAUACAACUUGAUCGAAAAAGAAAAAGGAUCUCGUAAGCGCAGUACCGUGUUUGAUAAGCUGAUGAUGCGCAAAGGACCCGACUCGGCUUCCUCCCCGGGUACAUCGUCGUACGCGGAAGGUACAUUUGAGGAGUUGCUUCCCAAACUUUUAAGGAGAGCAGAUGUUACAGGCACUGACGGAUCGAUGAAUCAAGCCCGUGAGUUCAUGCGCGACACACUCUACAGUAUUCAAGACCACGUGUUCUCCCUCUCCAUCGAAGAUGACGCUGAGAUGCGUACCUGGGGUCGGGAGAAAAUCGCACCUGAGCAGGUUAUAUAUCAGCUGAAAGACUGGGACAGAAGGCUGAGAGCGCUCGACGCCGCGGUUCACGCGUACGACCAGAUCCGAGCCAAUUCCGAAGACACACUCUCGUGCGACGAUUGUAUGGCGCGAACCCUCGAAGUCAAAUAUCUCAAAGAUCUGCUGCAGACCACGUUUGACGAUAGGGACGAGCUCGACCGUAUGAAGGAACAUCAGGCCAGUCGCUUACGCUCACAAGAAGAUCAGAUUACACAACUUCGAGCACAAUUAGCCAAGGCCAAUUUUGACCUCAAGCAACUACGCCCUUCGUCAACGAAGACAGAUACGACGCAGAAACCAUGUAGCAGCGAGCAGGCCGGAGAUAUGCAUAGUUCCGACGUCGUUCUCACCGCGGCAGGUCAUGUUUGAUAUUUUGGCUUAUCCGAUUUUCAACACACACGUGUUGUCUGCGAUUAAAGUACUGCAGGUCUACAUAUAUAAACUGUAUGAAAGUCUCAGUGUGAUCUUUAAAAGUCUCGUUGAGGCAACCCACACUCCGAUUUCAAAUUCAAUCGAAUAAACUCGAA